Oppia nitens is the source of this 947-nucleotide messenger RNA. RefSeq names its product fatty acid-binding protein-like. Gene Ontology annotation, biological process: fatty acid transport. The record is from RefSeq and is a predicted model, not a curated record. The transcript has 3 exons. Gene Ontology annotation, molecular function: fatty acid binding. The coding region runs from base 89 to 751 and encodes 220 amino acids. Gene Ontology annotation, cellular component: nucleus; cytosol. Lineage: Eukaryota; Metazoa; Arthropoda; Arachnida; Sarcoptiformes; Oppiidae.
GUGAGUGUGUGUGUCUAUUUGCGGUUCAAAUAUUUUUUUAGUUAUCACACAUUUGCCAUAUGUAUGUGUGGUAUAUGUGUUUUAAUACAUGAAAUACAAAAUUAAUACAAUGGAGACGAGAUCGAGACCAUUACGGAUACUGUUUCUCAUAGUUUAUGCAUUUAUCUUUGUGUUGGUUGGUGUGGGCCUAACAGUACUGACUUUGCAAUGGUUGAACCCAUCGGGUAAUUCAUGUGAUUUUUCCAGCAAAGAGUUAGUGAAUAUCGUGAACCUGGAGACCAACAAUAAGCUCAAAGAUGACAAUAAUAGUCAAACGGUUGAGUUUACGGGAAAAUACAAAAUGACAAAAUCGGAAAACUUUGGCAAUUUUCUCGAAGAAUUGGGCGUCGGGUUUGUCCUCAGAGCUAUCGCCAGYCGAGCGCAUCCCGACUAUCACAUCACCCAAAAUGAUGACGACUCGUAUACAUUGAAAACUGUCUCCGAGUUUAAGACAUCAGAGAUUACAUUCAAAUUUGGCGAACCAUUUGAAGAAAGUCGUAUGGAUGGCGCAACAGUUAACUCAACCAUCACCAGGAAUGGCAACAAAUGGAUCCAAAAACAGGUCGGAGACUCAAAUACAGUGACAAUUGUACGCGACUUUCGUCCGGACGGAACCAUUCGGGUGACGGGUGUUGUCAACGAAGUAGGCUUUGAAAGAAUCUAUGAAAAGACGGACAAACUUUCGUCAGAUGAAGAAGAAUCUGAAGACUAAGUGAGAGAGAAAAAUGUCGUCAAAAAAUAUUAUAAAAAUAUCUAUUUCUCAAAUAUGACUAAACAUUAUAACGUUUUUUGACAAAUUAUUAUAAUGUUAUGACAUGUUUUUUGCUUAAUUUUUUUAUUAUAUUAAUUUUUGACAUCAUAUUAAAAGGUUAUUAUAUAAAAAAAUUCCAUCAAUUUGUGGUAAAUCU